Hyaloperonospora brassicae is the source of this 579-nucleotide messenger RNA. NCBI's taxonomy places the organism in Eukaryota, Oomycota, Peronosporomycetes, Peronosporales, Peronosporaceae. The record is from the annotation of a GenBank genome assembly.
AUGAGUGCGACGGACAGUGUCUUACUGGCCGUAGCUCGUCAGCAGUCGGAAGCGUUUGCGGCAGGGACGCUCAAGUCGCCAUGGGAGCACUUUGAGUACGGCGUGAAGCUGGCGUUGGCCCGCUGGACGGCGCUGCGUAUGGCCAUUGAAGGCGAGUGGGGCGGCGGCGACACGCGACGCAAGUACGAGAUCCUGCAGGAUGAGGUCCUCAACGUGUUCAAGUACAACAAGACAGUGUUCGCGGACGCAAUGGCCGAUAACAUUGGCGGCUACGUCGAGACGGAGUUCGGUCUCAUCUGCGAAGACGGGAGCGUCGAAGAGGUCUCGGAGCUGCUCACGGUGCUGGCGGAAGAGUGCAAGAAAGCGCAGUACGGCCGCAUCAAAACGAUGCACGAACAGGUGCAGUCGCUCUCCUCGAUCGACCUGAAGGCUCUGAAAGUCAAGUCGCAGGAUGACGGCACCGAGUCAGACGUGCCUCUGGUCGACGAAGAUGGGUUCACGACAGUGCGUCGCUCGAGCAGACGAAAAGCGGCCACGAAAUUCUAUGACCCUGCAGCAGAGUUUCCAGGAGCUGCGUAG